AAUAAUACCUGACCAAUACCUGACCCUCCGAUCAUAUCUAGGGUUCUAAUAGUUCGAUCCGCUUCUUCCUACUUCUUCUUCUUCUUCUUCUUCUUCUUUUACAUAUCAGAAAAUUUUGAUCAGAAAAUUUUGAUUCUUGUAUGUUUUUGUCUUUUGGCAUCAAAGAUUUAUUUUUCAUUUAUGAUCGGUCGUUUCUGCGGAACUACCUAAAUUUCCGUGUCUGCAGGUUUUUUUUUUUGGGCUAUGAAAUUUUGGUUUUGUCGAUCUAUUUUUAAUUUUUUUUAUGUAUAAAUAAAGCUUUUUUUUUUUAUAGUUUUUUUUUUUGUUGAAAACUUUUGUGUAGCGAUUGGCAGAAAUCUGUAAGGAUUUCCCGCAGGUACAGCAAUUGAUUAAUCUUUCUGAAAUUCAAGGCUGUUGAUCGUGUUAUUUGAGAUCGAUCAUCGCCUAUUUUCCAUCUCCCCUAAUCGAUCCUCGCUUUGUUUGAUUUUCCAGUAGACAUUUCCUUUGAAAUCAGCUGAUAACAUAUAUAUUUACAAUAAUAUAUAGAUCAAUCGGUUCAUUUAUAUGGAGGCGAUUCUUGUGCCUUCUUCUCCAGAUCAAUCAAUCUCUCCUAAUUAUAAGCAAAUCAGAAACCCUAAAAGGAACGCGCGCCCUCUCAUUUCCAGACCUUUUGAAAAUGCUCACGGUGGUGGUCUGUUGCACGCCCCGCCGCACUCUCUCUCGUUCUCCCUCCCUCUGCCGAUCAAUAAUCCGCUGAAUCGCCACCGCAACCACCAGCAGAAACCGCCACUCCUUCCUCUUCCGAUCUCCCAAUCUCUCCCUUCCCGGAGCCCUCCCACGAAUAGAAAAAUCAACAAAUCCCUAACUCCAGCCAAGAAAUCCAAGCCGUCCAUCAGCCCUAAAAAAUCUGAUUCCAGGGAUCUGAAAAGAUCAUCAACAAAAGGAGCAUCCGAUAUCGGAUCUCUCAACCGGUUGGGACCUGACCCGAGCGAUCUUCCGGAAAACAUGUCGAGAAUAUUCUCGUCGUCGUCGUCUUUGGAGACGUUCUCGGGUUCCGUGUUCCCACUGAUUUCUCCUCCUCCGAGCAGCUUGCCGUUGCCGAAGUUCUCCGUCAGGCCUAAGCUGAGCUGCAACGCGGAGGCAUCCGGCGGAGUAGACGCCGGGGCGACGGACAAUCUCCGGCGGCUGUUGCGACUCCGGUGACGUGUUCGUACCUGGUUUAAAUGAACUGCCACUGUUACUGCGAAGGUUGGCGAAGUUUAGGUUUAUAUGUAAAUAAAGGCAUAACCGAGGGUAUGCUUUGUCCAUGAGUUUUUUAUUUCUUUAUUUUUAUUUUUAUUUUUGUUUUUGGGUUUGUCUGGGAAGUUUUUGUGGGCACUGCCUGUGUUUUUUUAAAAAAGUGGGGUGCCCAAAAAUAAAAGAUAACCAGCUGUACUGGGGUUUGUUUGACGAGGUGGCUCUGGAGUUUUUCCUCUUAUUUACAUUGUUUUUUCCUUUAAUGUAUUUGCAAACAUAAUGUAGUUAAGUUAUGAAAUAAUAAUAAUAAUAAUUAUUAUUAUAUGCA
Molecule: messenger RNA, 1564 nt
Organism: Malania oleifera
Lineage: Eukaryota; Viridiplantae; Streptophyta; Magnoliopsida; Santalales; Ximeniaceae
Exons: 1
Coding region: 565-1203 (212 amino acids)
Source: RefSeq, a predicted model, not a curated record